This is a messenger RNA of Megalobrama amblycephala (Wuchang bream), 5732 nucleotides long. It is a transcript of the gene vtg8, whose product is annotated as vitellogenin 8. Gene Ontology annotation, biological process: lipid transport. Lineage: Eukaryota; Metazoa; Chordata; Actinopteri; Cypriniformes; Xenocyprididae. Bases 108 to 4925 code for a protein of 1605 amino acids. Gene Ontology annotation, molecular function: lipid carrier activity. The transcript is spliced from 32 exons. The record is from RefSeq and is a predicted model, not a curated record.
GGUUGGUUCUGCUAAACAACUGGUUAAUCAUACAUUUUGAGAUCAGUAUUUGGCCAGCAAAAGCUUGACUUUAAAACCAACAUGGUGUUUUUGCACAACCGCUGACCAUGAGAACUGUUCUAGUGGCCUUGACUAUAGCCCUUGUGGCAAGUCAACAUGUGAAUCUUUUCCCUGAUUUGGCAGGCACCGAGACCUAUGUGUACAAAUAUGAGGCUCUGCUCUUUAGUGGUCUUUACCAGGAAGGUCUGGCCAGGGCUGGCAUUAAGAUCAACAGCAAGGUUUUAAUUAGUACUGCAGCUGAGAAUGCAUUCUUUCUUAAGCUCUCGAAACCUCAGCUGUUUGAGUACAGUGGUAUCUGGCCCACAGAUACUUUUGUCACUUCUAAGCUCACCUCAGAAGUGUCUGCUCAGCUUCAGAUUCCUAUUAAGUUUGAGUACACAAAUGGUAAGGUUGGAAGGAUAUUCGCCCCUUCUGUGGUCCCAACUACCGUCAUCAACCUGCACAGAGGAAUUCUGAACAUCCUUCAGCUCAACCUCAAGAAGACCCAGAACAUCUAUGAGGUUCAAGAGGAUGGAGUUCAAGGUAUUUGCGAGACCCAGUAUCUGAUUAGUGAAGAUGAAGAAAACAACCACACCAUCAUCACUAAGUCCAGGGAUCUUACCCUUUGCCAAGAGAGGAUAAUGAAGGAUGUUGGCUUGACUUACAUUGAAAAGUGCAAUGAAUGUCAGCAGAGGGAAAAGAGUCUCUCUGGAGUUGCAACCUAUAGCUACACCAUGAAGCCAACUCCAACUGGUGUUGUGUUUACUGAAGCAACAGUCCAAGAGAUUCAUCAGUUUACACCUCAUUAUGAGAUUGGUGAUGCUACCCAGAUGGAAACUAGACAAACCUUGACCUUUCUGGAGAUUAUGGCAUCCCCCAUAAUUCCAAUCAGUGCUGAAUAUUUAGCCCGUGGAUCUUUACAAUAUGAAUUUAGCACUGAGACUGUCUGGAGUCCAAUUCAGCUCAUGAGAAUCAGUAAUCCACAGGCUCAAAUAGUAGAUGCUCUGAAUCACCUGGCAACCAAAAAACUGGAAGAAGUCCAUGAAGAUGUUCCUUUGAAAUAUAUUCAGCUCAUUCAGCUUAUGCGAUUUGCAAGUGCAGAUGCUGUUGAGGGAAUCUGGUCUCAGUUCAAAACCAGACCAAAUUUCAGGAAAUGGAUCUUAGAUGCUGUUCCUGCAGUUGGCACCCUAGCUGCUUUAAAAUUCAUCAAGAAGAUCAUCUUGGCAGAUAAGCUUUCCAUCCCUGAGUUCACUCAGGUCCUUCUGGCCGCUGUGCACAUGGUCACUGCUAAUUUGGACACCAUUAAGAUGUACUCUGGUCUGGCUUUGAGUCACAAAGUUCAAGAAACACCAGUUCUACGUGAUGUUGCUAUGCUUGGCUAUGGGACAAUGAUUAACAGGUACUGCAGUGGUGCUCUUGAAUGCCCAGUGGAGACUUUGAAGCCCAUCCAUGAGAUUGUUACUGAGGUGACUGCAGAGACUGACAUUGCAGAGAUCACAUUGAUUCUGAAAGUACUGGGCAAUGCUGGUCACCCUGCUAGCAUUAAAUACAUCACAAAGUUUCUACCAUUAUUUGGGAACCAAAUACCUAAUUUUCCAUUGAGAGUUCAAGUGGGUGCAAUUUUGGCUCUGAAGGCUGUUGCCAAAAAGGAACCAAAACUGGUCCAGAAUGUAGUUCUACAGAUUUUUGUGAACAAAGAUCUCCACCCAGAGCUGCGCAUGGUCUCAUGGAUUGUGCUUUUUGAGACAAAACCAGGCAUGGGUCUGGUUAUUACUCUUGCACGUGCUCUUUCGAAGGAACCAAAUCUACAGGUGGCCAGUCUCGUGUACUCUCACAUGAAAGCCUUGACAAGGAGCACAUCCCCUGAGUUUGCUCCAAUUGCUGCGGCCUGCAAUGUUGCCAUCAGGAUACUAAGCCCAAAACUGGAAAAACUUUGCUUUCUUUACAGCAAAGCAAUUUUCUUGGAUGGUUAUGAGCCUCGUCUCAUGGUUGGUGCUGUUGGUAGUGCUUUCAUCAUCAAUGAUGUUGCCACCGUCCUGCCCAGAGCUGUUGUAGCUAAAGCACGUGCUUACCUUGCUGGAGCUGCCACUGAUGUGAUUGAGGUUGGCAUCAGAACUGAUGGAAUUCAGGAGGCUCUUCUGAAAUCUCCAUUUCUGAAAGAUGAAAUGCAGCCCAGGAUGAAACAAGUGCUCAAGGCUUUAAAAGCAUUCAAGGCCCUCCCAAAGAAGCAGCCAUUGGGCUCGAUCUAUGUGAAACUUCUUGGACAAGAGAUCGCUUUUGCAAAUGUUGGCAAAGCAGUUCUUGAACAGGCAACACAGCUUACCACUGGAGGCUAUAUACCUGAACUGGCAGGGGAAGCACUUAAAGCAAUGCAGAAUGGCAUUGCUUUCAAAUAUGCCAAGCCCCUGCUGGUGGCUGAAGUGCGUCGCAUCUUCCCAUCAGUGGCUGGUGUACCCAUGGAGUUUAGUUUGUACACUGCUGCGGUUGCUGCUGCUAAUCUGAAGGUCCAGGCUAUUAUUACACCACCUCUAACUGAAAACAUCAGUGUUGCUCAUCUGAUGAAGACAGAUGUGAAGUUAACCACUGAAAUUUUACCCAGCAUUGCCUUACAGACCUUUGCUGUAAUGGGACUAAACACUGGCUUUAUUCAAGCUGCUUCCAUGGCCAGAGGAAAGAUCAGUACAUUUUUUCCUUUAAAAGUAGAAGCAAAGUUUAACAUCCCAAAUGCUAAUUUCAAGAUACAGGUCUUUCCUAUUGUACUUCCAGUGUAUGCUGUGACUGCACGCAUUGAAACUUUGUCAGUAACCAGAAACAUUAAGGAGGUCAAUGCAGAGAGAAUUACACCCAUUGUACCUGAGGCGGUAGUUGGGCAACAUUCACAAGAAAUACAUACCUCCAUGAUUUCACCUGGAGAUUUGUCAUCUGAAAACGUUAACCAUUUGGCAUCUGUUAUGCCACCUGCUGAGGAACCUGAACUGAGGACAAGUGUUCCAGUUCACAGAACUGUUUGUUCUGUUGUACCUCACAUUGGAGUCAAAGCAUGCAUGGAGAUUAUGUCCUGUAAUGCUGACUUCAUCAAAAACACCACCCUUUAUAACAUGAUUGGACAGCAUGGAGUACAUAUUAACAUAGCUCGAGCUGAUGGUCCUGCUGUUGAGGGACUAGAGCUAGAGGUCCAACUGGGUCCAAGAGCUGCUAAAAAGCUCCUUAAAGAAAUAAACAUUGGUGAUGCAAAGACUCCCAAGUUCAAGACUGUCCUUCAGAAAUUGAAGGAAAUACUAGAGGGUGGACAGAGGAACAAUAACUCCAGGUUCUUCAACCAUAAUGUAUUGUUUUACCCUAGAAGCACCAGUAGCCACAGCAUUAGUUCCAGCAGUUCUGUUCGCUCUUCCAACUCUCAUCUGUCCAAAGAACUUUCCAGUGGACAAAACAGUGAACGUUUCAAGCCUGUUAAGGAGGUGCAGGCUAUAUUCCUUGGGGACUCACUUCCUCCAGUGUUUGCUAUCAUUGCACGAGUUGUGAGAGUUGAUCGCAAAUUGUUGGGGUACCAGCUUGUUGCUUACCUGGACAGGCCCACCUCAAGAGUGCAGAUCAUUGUGGUCUCUAUUGCAGUGAAGGACAACUGGAAGAUGUGUGCCAAUGGCAUCCUGCUGAGCAAGCACGAAGUUGCUGCAAGGAUAGCCUGGGGUGCAGAGCGCCAACAAUAUGCAAUUUCCAUCAGCGCAGGGGCUGGCAACCAUGGUCCAAGUCCUAUGGCGUAUCUCAAAGUGAAGUGUGAGAAGGUGCCCACAAUUAUCACCACCUAUGCCAAAAGUUUGGCUGAAUACAUUCCUGGUGCGGCUCAAAUGACUGGAUUGGCCAUUAGUGAUGAAAAAAACAUUGAGAGACAGAUUGAACUGGUCAUACUUGUCCCAACUGAAAGGACCCUGGACAUCAUUAUUAAGACCCCAACGAUGACUUUGUCCAAGUCAAACUUGGUUCUUCCAAUCGCUUUAACUUUUGAAGCUGUCCAGGCCUAUCCAGAAGAAGAUGUCAUGAACAUAAUUCGAAACCUUUAUAUAGAGGCUAGUUCAGCUAAAUGCAGUAAGGUCAGAAAUACCUUGACUACUUUCAACCAUAGGAUAUACAACUAUGUAAUUCCACUUUCCUGCUACCAAGUCUUGGUUCAAGACUGCACUUCAGAGCAUAAAUUCAUAGUACUAAUAAAAAAGGAGGAUGUCUUUGAGCAUGAAGACCUAAACAUUAAGGUGGCAGACAUUGAUGUAAACAUUUACCACAAGCGCAGUGCAAUGAAGGUUAAAAUGAAUGGAAUUGAAGUACCAACCACAAAUAUUUCAUACCAGCACCCAACAGGAACCAUACGAAUUGAAAAGAAGGGUCAAGGCAUCGCUCUCUAUGCACCAAGCCAUGGUCUACAAGAGGUCUACUGUGACACUGAUCAGUGGAAGAUUUAUGUUGCGGACUGGAUGAAGGGACAGACUUGUGGACUGUGUGGAAUGGCUGAUGGAGAAAUCUUACAGAAUUAUCGUACACCCAGUGGAUACCUGACCAAGAGCUCAGUCAGCUUUGUUCACUCAUGGGUGCUUCCUGCUGAGAGCUGCCAUGAUGCUGACCAGUGUCAAAUGAAGCUUGAAACUGUGGAACUGGAGAAGCAGAAGUCAGAUAGGCAAGAGUCCAAAUGCUACUCUGUUGAGCCCGUGUUGCGUUGCCUGCCUGGCUGUCUGCCAAUUAGGACUAGUCAUAUCACUGUUGGAUACUACUGCCUGCCUUCUAAUCUAAAAUCAAUCCUUUCUGCAAAUCUGAGCAGCAACUAUGAGAAGACUGAAGAUCUGAUAGAAACUGCAGAAGCCCAUGUGGCCUGUUACUGUACAGAGGAGUGUGUUUAACACUGUAGCAAAAUUGCAACGUUUUUUUUUUUUGUUUGUUUGUUGUUGUUUUCUUUAAAAAAUUAUACUAGCUAAACUAAAUUUAUUUAUGGGUUAAAACUACAUCACAUCACUACAUCACAUCAGCGCAAGCUCUGAAAUGUAUCACAAUUGCUAAUUUGGCAGGUAAAUAAGUAAAUUUCCCCCCUAUAAUUUAAUAAAUAUGGUCUUUAGAUAUUUCUUUUGAUGUAACAAUAUCAGACAUAAGUCUAUGCAUAGUCAUACACAAUUCUAUACAUUUACAUUAGUUGAUACAUUAUGAACUAACAAUGAAGAAUAAUUAACAUUAACCAAAAUUAAUAAAUGCUGUGAAGAAUAUUGUUCAUUGUUAAUUCCAAAACCUAAUACAUUAACUAAUGUUCACACAUUCGUAACUAAAUAUUGCCUUCAAUGAAUAAAAUAACACCACAAAUUUGUGACAUUACAUUAUUUCUCUCUCUAAAGCAUUACUAUUUAAGCAAAUCUAUGCAACUGUACAUAUCUGUUUGACUCUAACUGUACAUUGUUUCAGUAUACUAACAUGUGUAACCACAGCAUCAUGGCUACCAUCCUCUCACAACUGUUCUUUUAUUACUUUUUGCCCAUUGUUUCACUGCAUCUACCCAUAUUUGAGGUACAAAGAACAUCAUAUAAUAAUUAUGUCUACAUAAAUUCCACAUACUGCUGAUGUUUUGUGAAUUCUAAUUAUAUUUUGCCAUAUGCAUAAACAUGACAACCAUGUGAUUUGGAUGUUUAUCAAUAUUAGAAACAAUGACCAUGACUUCUUGA